AUGCCGGCCCCUCCUUCCCGCUCCGCCCACUCCCCCAAGCUCCUCCGCGGCCUCCGCGACUGCAUCGACUCCGACGUCGCCGCGAUCCUCCGCACCGCCCACUCCAUCAAGGCGCAGCUCGAAGCCCUCGACGACUCCAACGCCGCGAACCGUGCCCUCUCCCCGCGCUUCGCCGCGGGGAUCUCCGUCGACCGCACCAGGAUUUCGGUUACCCACGGGAUCAGGGCGAAGCUUCGCGACGCCAUGAUCGGGUUCCAGAAGCUCAGGAAGACGAUCCUCUCCGACCACAAGGAGACCCUGAAGCAAAACUACUACAACGCCACGGGAAAGCUCGCCUCCGACAAGGUGCUCGACGAAAUGCUCAAGUGGAGCGGCGACCCCAUGGAUCCGCGGUGGCCGUGGUCACCAUCAACCGCCCGGGCGCGCUCAACUCGCUCACGCGCCCCAUGA
Molecule: messenger RNA, 450 nt
Organism: Ananas comosus (pineapple)
Lineage: Eukaryota; Viridiplantae; Streptophyta; Magnoliopsida; Poales; Bromeliaceae
Product: syntaxin-112-like
Exons: 2
Coding region: 1-450 (149 amino acids)
Biological process (GO): vesicle-mediated transport
Cellular component (GO): membrane
Source: RefSeq, a predicted model, not a curated record